Messenger RNA from Microstroma glucosiphilum, 1407 nucleotides. RefSeq names its product ras-like protein. The transcript has 5 exons. The record is from RefSeq and is a predicted model, not a curated record. Gene Ontology annotation, cellular component: plasma membrane. Bases 487 to 1140 code for a protein of 217 amino acids. NCBI's taxonomy places the organism in Eukaryota, Fungi, Basidiomycota, Exobasidiomycetes, Microstromatales, Microstromataceae. Gene Ontology annotation, molecular function: GTP binding; GTPase activity; GDP binding. Gene Ontology annotation, biological process: signal transduction.
CGUCAAUUCGCGGCCCCUUUUUGGCCCUGAACUGCACCAACAACACAACCCACACAUCGGGAACGAGCCUCGCAGCAAAAGACCCGCCUCUGUUCCUAAAUCUUCGAUCAUCACCCAAUUCACUCUCGCUGGUAGCAUCGAUUAUCCCUCUCUCUACUCCUCAUCCUCCCUUCACGAGACGGCCACCCCCGCAAAACCCCCUCUUAAACGCAACGCCGCCCCAGCUGGCCAAUUGUAGGCCACCCGCGAGAUUUGGUUAAUAUCCACCCGAUCACCAGCUCACUAGCGGCCCGCUCAGCCGUACCCCGAGCGUCCGCCCAAGGCACUUCUAAGGAUCCCCCCACCCUCUCCUUCCUUGGCGCCGAGUCUACAGGAACCAUCACUGCAUACCCCACCGGCCCUUACACCCAUCAGAUUCCAGCUGCUCCUUCUGCCGCUCACCCCUGAGCUCAAUCAAGACGCUCUGUAAAGCAAAGAGAAGAGAAGAUGAACGCACAAUUCCUGAGAGAAUACAAGCUCGUGGUAGUUGGAGGAGGAGGUGUCGGAAAGUCGGCCUUGACGAUUCAAUUCAUUCAGAACCAGUUCCCAGAGGAGUAUGACCCAACAAUUGAAGACUCAUACCGUAAACAGUGCCUCAUCGACGAGGAGGUAGCAUUGCUAGAUGUACUGGAUACUGCUGGACAGGAAGAGUACAGCGCAAUGAGAGAACAAUACAUGCGAACCGGUGAAGGUUUCCUCUUGGUCUACAGCAUCACCUCGCGGGACUCGUUCGACGAAAUUUCCAUCUUCCACCAGCAGAUUCUGAGAGUGAAGGACAAGGAGUACUUCCCUGUCAUCGUCGUUGCCAACAAGUGCGAUUUGGACUACGAGAGGCAAGUGGGAACCCAUGAGGGACGGGAGCUUGCAAGGCACUUCGGCUGCCGAUUCAUCGAAGCCUCGGCCAAGCAGCGCAUCAACGUUGAGGAGGCCUUUUCGAGUCUAGUGAGAGACAUUCGAAAGUACAACAAGGAGCAAGCUGCCGGCAGACCAGGAGCCGGUGGACGAGCAGGGGCUGCUGGUGCAGCAGGCGGUGCAGGCGCAAAGGGCGCAGAUGGUACCCAUGGUGGUGGCGGCUGCUGUGCAGGCUGCAAGGUGAUGUGAGAGAGUGGCGAGCAGAAGACGGGAGGGAAGGCAUGCACAGUAUAAAAGCAAGCACCGGCGCCCAUGGAGAGGCGAGACAGGUCACGAAGGAACGCAGCCCGGCGGAUGAGGGAAAUGCUGCAGGCUAUUUGAUCCUUACCGAUCUAAUGAACGAUUCCACAGGGGCUUCCUCCUCGAAUACCCCUUUCUUCCUUUUUCUUCUUCUUUCUUCCACUCUGCGCUGCAUUUCCACCCUGUGGUCUUCCUCUUCUUUUUCCUUUUUCCCUU